CUGAUUGUCAUUUAUCUGUGACUGUCAUAUUGUCAAUUUGAAAAUACCACCUAAGCAAAUCUUUUUGAAUAUUGUAGGGUGUAAAACAGAAAUUAAUUUAUAACAGCAUGAUUUAAUUUCAAAUGACUCACGUAAUGCUUAUUUACCUUUGAGUUUAAGUGUUAUUAUUAAGGAUUUAUGUUCUUUCUUUGUGUAAAGUUAAGGCUUGUAAGAAGACAGAUUAAAAUGAGCUUAAUGCUCAACGAUUUACCGUGGGGCGUAAAAUUUCUACAGAAAGUAACAGAGCGGUGUUGUCCCAGACUUUACUUCAACAGAGAAUUAUGCUACAAAACAAGUGUUGUCUUUUUAACGUACGUUGCCUAUAUGUGUUAUCACUUAUCAAGAAAACCCAUUUCAGUAGUGAAAGCAGUGUUACAUAGAAACUGUAGUACUUUGCCAGCACCCUCCCCAGAUGCACCAAAUAAUUGGUGUGACUGGGCACCAUUCGAUGGAUCAGAUUCAAUGGCAUCCCAAAUGUUAGGAGAAUUAGAUUCGGCAUUUCUUUUUUGUUAUGCCGUAGCAAUGUUUGUAUCAGGAUUUAUAGCUGAAAGGGUUAAUUUGAGGUACUUUCUAAGUAUAGGAAUGUUGAUGUCGGGAAUUUUUAGUUACUUAUUUGGCAUUGGAAAAACAUACAAUAUUCAUAGAUUGACAUAUUAUGUUAUUAUGCAGAGUUUGGCUGGUAUUUUUCAAACGACAGGAUGGCCGGGGGUUGUAACUGUGAUGAGCAAUUGGUUUGGAAAAUCCAAAAGAGGCCUUAUUUUUGGUCUAUGGAAUUCACAUACAAGUAUUGGAAACAUAUUAGGAACUUUAAUAGCUGCUAAAUAUGUAGAAGAUGAUUGGGCCUUAUCAUUUAUUGUGCCUGGCUUAGUAAUCGGUGUUGCAGGCUUUAUUCUAUUUCUUUUUCUUGUAGUCAAUCCAGCUGAUGUUGGUUUUACUACAUCUGAAAGUCGUAUCGAGGCUGGCAAAUAUUAUAGAUCGCUUGAUAAUCAAGUUGCCAAUACUGCAUCAGAGUCGGCUUCAAGUUCAGAUGUUGACGAUAGAGAUAUAUCAAUUGGUGAACAUGUUUCUUCUAGAAAUUCUUAUAUAUCAAGCUGUUCAAGUACAGAGAUUCAGAGACGAGGAACGACAGAGAGAUCAAGAUUAUUAGGCGAUUCUUCCAAAGAAUCUCAAGAUCAAGCUAUUGGAUUUUUGGGUGCUCUGAAGAUACCAGGAGUGGUAGAAUUCUCCCUUUGCCUCUUUUUCUCAAAAUUAGUUAGCUAUACAUUUUUAUAUUGGUUACCACUUUAUGUCAACGCUUCUACUACGAUGGGUGCUACUUUAAGUGCUGAUUUAUCGACUUUAUUUGAUGUUGGAGGUAUUGCCGGAGCUGUGAUAGCAGGGGUAAUGAGUGACAAAAGUGAAAUGCCUGCAACAACAUGCGUUGCAAUGUUAUCACUAGCAGGUCCAAUGAUGUUUAUCUAUCAGAAGUUCAGCGUUGUAAGCAUAGGAUUGAACAUGAUUCUUCUGAUUAUUGUUGGCGUUCUGGUUAAUGGGCCGUACGCUUUAAUAACGACAGCUGUUUCUGCAGAAUUAGGUACUCAUCACAGUCUUGAAGGCAAUUCCAAGGCUUUGGCUACUGUUACAGCUAUUAUUGAUGGGACUGGGUCAAUAGGUGCAGCAGUGGGUCCUCUGUUAGCAGGAUUUGUCUCAAGUUAUGGUUGGCAUAAUGUAUUUUACAUGUUAAUUCUAUCUGAUAUAUUCGCAAUGAUACUGUUAGUUCGACUUGUAAAACACGAGAUUAAUUUGUGUAGAAGUCACAGAAGAGACAGAAGAAUAGAAUAAUGUCAAACUUAUGUACCUAUAGACUGUAAAUUCAAUUUUAUAUACAUUUUAAGUAUACAAAUUAAAUAAAAUAUACAAUCAUAUUGUAUGCUGAUAAUGAUUUUAUCUAACUAUUGACAAAAAAUGGAGAAGAUAUUUGAGAAAAAAAUUACUAAUGCAUUUUCAGCAUUUAAUAUAGUAUUAAUUAAAUCAACAUGUGAUAAGUCCAAAUUAUAUUACUAACACAUGUAAAUAAAAAAAACAUAUCUAUUUCUGUUUAAUA
Molecule: messenger RNA, 2122 nt
Organism: Sitophilus oryzae (rice weevil)
Lineage: Eukaryota; Metazoa; Arthropoda; Insecta; Coleoptera; Curculionidae
Gene: MFS16
Product: glucose-6-phosphate exchanger SLC37A2
Exons: 12
Coding region: 178-1860 (560 amino acids)
Biological process (GO): transmembrane transport
Cellular component (GO): membrane
Molecular function (GO): glucose 6-phosphate:phosphate antiporter activity
Source: RefSeq, a predicted model, not a curated record